This is a messenger RNA of Salvia splendens (bonfire salvia), 1367 nucleotides long. RefSeq lists its product as uncharacterized. Gene Ontology annotation, biological process: response to desiccation. The transcript has 3 exons. Bases 176 to 1135 code for a protein of 319 amino acids. Gene Ontology annotation, cellular component: cytosol. Lineage: Eukaryota; Viridiplantae; Streptophyta; Magnoliopsida; Lamiales; Lamiaceae. The record is from RefSeq and is a predicted model, not a curated record.
AUCCAUUGACGAAACCAAGUAAAGAUCCACAUGUACAUUAAAAGCCAAUCCUCUCUCCUGUAUCAUAAUCAUUACAUUGGGUCAUAAAUAUUACACGUAUAAGCUCACAAGAUUUUAUUCAGAAAGAUCUCGUUCUUGGACAUUACUUGCUCACUUCACUUUGCACUUUGCAGAUAUGUCGUCUUACGAUAAGUCUGAUGUGGCCGAAAGGGAAGUGAGGGACAGAGGGGAGAAAGAAGAAAAUAAAGAUGAGGAGAAGGGUGGCUUUUUGGACACGGUUAAAGGUUUCAUCCACGACAUUGGUGAGAAAAUCGAGGGAGCAGUCGGAUUUGGGAAGCCAACUGCAGAUGUUACUGAGAUCCACAUCCCUCAUAUCAGUAUGGAGAAGGCCGAGAUAGUUGUGGAUGUCCUUGUCACGAACCCGAAUCCUGUUCCAAUCCCCCUCAUCGACAUAAACUAUUUGAUCGAAAGCGAUGGGAGGAAGCUGGUCUCUGGGUUGAUUCCCGAUGCAGGGACAAUCCACGCACAUGGCUCUGAAACUGUCAAGCUGCCACUUUGUCUUAUAUACGAUGAUAUCAAGAGCACGUACGAUGAUAUCCAACCUGGGAGUGUGAUUCCUUACAGAGUUAAGGUCGACCUCAUUGUGGAUGUGCCCGUGUUUGGCAGGCUUACUUUUCCCCUCGAGAAGACCGGGGAGAUCCCCAUUCCUUACAAACCAGAGAUUGAUCUCGACAAGAUUAAAUUCGAUAAAUUCUCUUUUGAAGAAACCAGUGCCACGCUUCAUUUGAAGCUGGGAAACCAGAAUGACUUCGACCUAUGCCUUAAUGACAUUGGAUUUGAGAUUUGGCUAUGCGAUGUGAGCAUUGGCAGCGCUGAUCUCAGCAAGCCUACUAAUAUCGAGAAGAAGGGGACGGGCUUCAUUGAUGUUCCCAUCACGUUUAGGCCCAAGGACUGUGGCUCUGCCCUUUGGGAUAUGAUACGAGGAAGGGGGACAGGGUACGCCAUAAAAGGUAAUGUCAAUGUGGACACGCCUUUUGGGCCUAUGAAGCUUCCGAUUACCAAGGAGGGUGGCGAAACUCGUCUCAAGAAAAACAAGGAAGAUGGGGGCGAUGAUGAUGAUGAUGAUGAGGAGUGAAAAUCAGGAGAUGGCAAUUGAGGAGUUGAAGCUCAGCAAAGAUUGUGUGUGGAGAAGGAUUGUGGAAGUUUUCUUGUUCAAAAUGUUCUUAUCGUUUGUCAACUUAUCGUUAAUUAUGUUUAAUGAUAUUAUCGUAUGAUAAAUCGAUCUCCUUAGUGUGGUGGAAUAAACUGACUUUGAUUCUGUUUUACUACAAUUGGAAUGAUUAUCAACGGUUCUGAUCCAGUUAAAA